AACUACCUAACCUACCUAGUAGUUGUUUCGUAACAGCUCGCGUUUUUCAGGCACUUUGCAGAUUGCGUAUAAUUUCUUGUAAAUUUAAACAUGUAUCACCAAUUCAGUAGAGCUACUGGAAGGCUGGUCGCAGCUACAAAUUUGCAGACCCCACUAUUUCCGGUUGCACCAAUUGCAUUGCAACGAGUGGACCCUCCUAAGAUUCAGUACAACACUGCUCAGCUUUCAACAGUGACUGAAGCCUGUCCUGCCCCAGGCGCUAGAAAACUCAUUCCGGGAACCAACACACCCUACUCUCCUGUUCCAGAAUCUAUCCGCAAGCAACAACAACAGUUCCAGAAAGAAGAUGAUGUUCCAGUAUUCCUGAAAGGUGGCCCAGUGGACGGCAUCCUGUACCGUUUAACCUUGGCGCUCUGUGUUGUUGGUCUCGUCGGAAUAGGCCACACUGUUUACGACCAUGCGUUCCCAAAACAGUAAAUGAAUUUAUUUAAUAAUUUAUGUAUUAGAUUUCUGUGUUAUGCAAAUACCAGCACUGUAAUUAGAUGCUAAUAAAGGUGCAAAGAUAAAA
This is a messenger RNA of Plodia interpunctella (Indianmeal moth), 568 nucleotides long. RefSeq lists its product as uncharacterized. NCBI's taxonomy places the organism in Eukaryota, Metazoa, Arthropoda, Insecta, Lepidoptera, Pyralidae. The coding region runs from base 91 to 477 and encodes 128 amino acids. The record is from RefSeq and is a predicted model, not a curated record. Gene Ontology annotation, biological process: regulation of oxidative phosphorylation; mitochondrial respirasome assembly; mitochondrial electron transport, cytochrome c to oxygen. The transcript has 3 exons.